Molecule: messenger RNA, 7887 nt
Organism: Onychostoma macrolepis
Lineage: Eukaryota; Metazoa; Chordata; Actinopteri; Cypriniformes; Cyprinidae
Gene: zmynd12
Product: zinc finger, MYND-type containing 12
Exons: 8
Coding region: 2903-3964 (353 amino acids)
Molecular function (GO): protein binding
Source: RefSeq, a predicted model, not a curated record
UUUGGCUCUCUAGAGCGAGUCAAUUUCAGGUGAAAACAUUGAAACAAAGGGAGGAAACACCACCACCUGCUGGCUGCUGUGAUUCAUUGCGACACUGCAGUCAAAUAGCGGGUGAAUCAAAUAUGUGGUUUCUGUGUAGUGUUUUUUAGAAACUUUUGUUUCCACAAAGCAGUAAAUCUGUUCUAGUGUCGUUGUUUAGUCACAGCUGAUGGUAAUUUUUGUAUUGUGCACUUUAAGUGGGUAUCAUUAAGGUGAAAUUCAUACUCGAGUUAUGCACACGCAGCAUUCAUGGUUUAAGCCAAUUUAUUUUACUUUCUCUUUUUUUUUCCUGAGUAGACAUGUAUCAGUGUGGGUCCUGAGGGAUGUGCGCUUGUAUACAGUUCUCUGGUCAUGUAAUCUCAGAGCUCGCCUGAAUGAUAGCAGCUGUGAGACAAAAAGCAGAAAGAGAAUCAGAGCAGUGUUAACGACUCGUUUUCAGAAUCUCAGAUAAGAUCAGUAUCGCUAUGCACUUCUGUUUACAGGAUCAGAGCUGUCUCAACUCCACUCCACUGUGUGUGCAGGUGGAUUUCUUAUUAGUGUUGGUAAUUAUGUGAAGGAAAAUACUGCUGUAUAGAGAAAAUGGACCACCCUGAGAAAAUGCAGUGUAAAGGGUAAAGCCUUUUUACUCUUCUCUUAAUUGUGGGUCGAUGUAACAGAAGUAACACUAACCAGCUUGCUUUUAAAAUGUCUCCUGUCAGAAAGACAGUUGACUGAGGUGAAGAGAGACAGGGGUAGGAAGUGUUUGUGUGUGUGUGUGCACAGAGAUUCCAUGCAAACUCACGAUUUCAUAAUUAAUUAGGAGAGUGGGUAGAGUCUGGCCCAUGAGGUAUUCAGGGCAAAGGAAAAAUAAUUGUAUUUUUAGGUAUUUUAAACAAUAUCACGUGUGAAAUUUUGUAUGUUUUGAUGUUUUUUGUGUGGAUGAGCAAAUCAAUAAACUUUUUUAAAAAAAUUGGAAAUGAGUUAUUACUGUGAGUGAAAUAUAUAAAUUCUGAUCAAAUAAUAAUUUAGGCUGUGUGCACAAUGAUGGGGCUGACUAGAUAUUACUUCUUUUUUUUCACUAUAAAAGCCUACUCUGGGGGGGGUGGUGCAUCACUAUAUGGGGUAAGUUGUCACAUUAAAAUGUUGCAAUAAACCUUUCAGCUAAACUUUAUUAAUACCGCAAUUAUGAAACAAAAUUAUGAAAAUAUAAAGGCGAUUUACUUGUAUCAAUAUUUACUUCCUUAUAUGAAUUGCAUCUGCUUAUAUUCUCAGUUGCAAGUUGCUUUGAUUAAAGCAUCUGAAUAACUGUAAACUUUGAAUAUUUACAAUGUUUGACAACUGUUCAGUCUUUGGGUUACCUUCAGAUGGAUAAAUGAGUAUAUUUUGAAAAACAAAAUCACUGUUUACAUUUUAUUUGGACGUUUGACUGAAAACUUAAAAGGUGCUAACAAAUAACCCUUGUAACAAUUAGCCCCGGUCUCUCAAAUCUAGUAGUCAAGAAAGGAAAAUUAUACUACAGUUAGAUUAAUCACUUAUCAUUUAUAUUACGGUAAUAGAUAGCCUACUGUAACUUCACCACUAGGUGGCUAUAAACUUGCAGAUCCCGUUUUACCUGUAUUUCGACCAGUGUUGCCAACUAAUUUUCAGGGGAAGUUGCUAAAGGAAGAUUGAUUUGUUGCUAAAAGUUGCUAAAUGACGUUGUGAUGUCAUUGCGCGAUGACAUCAUUGUGUAAUUACGACGCAAAAAUGUGUCACUACAGCAAAUCUCAGCAAAAAAAAAAAGAAGUUAUAUGUUAAUUUAGAUUUGUUUGUAAAACACUAUAAAUGCCUAAUAUAAUAUUAAAAUAUAAAUAACUGUAUUUUUAAAUACAACACUCAAUUAUUGAACACUAACACAGUUUUGAGCCAUUCAAUUUUUUUUUUUUUUUUAUUAGCUAGUGAACUUAUAAAACUACACAUUCUGAACAGUUAUAGUUUUAAGCAGUGUAUUAGUAGUUAGUAAGUGUGCUACAAUCUAAGAAAAGUCUGUAAAAAUAGGGCACAAUCUACUAUGUUAAUAUUAAGGAUUUUUUUUUUUAACCUGCAUUUUAAAUUGCCCAUUGUAUUUUGUGUUUCCGGGUUACAGGGUAACAACGGGUAACAAUGGAUAACACAUAAUGUCCUGAAAAAUUACUAGUACCUUUUCCAUUUUUCUAGAUAUUUUUCUUACAGUGUACUAACUGAUCAACAAUCGCAGGCACAAGAUAAGGUGUAUCACAAAUGAACAAUUAUCAAAUUGAACAAUUGCAAAUAGCAGCUAACUUAAUUCAUGUGAUAUGUGUACUGCUAUGCAUCUUUGGUUUACUCAUUUUGUGUAAUUUAGAUGGAAAUUGUGUGCCUUUUUAUUGUUUAAGUCAUUUAUCAAAAAAUUGCCAAAUAAAUGUUAAAAAUAGCUAAAUUUGUUGCUAGAUGCUUUUGGAAGAAAAAGUUGCUAGGGUAGUGUGAAAAGUUGCUAAGUUGGCAACACUGAUUUCGACACAAUACGAUUUUGCAAAUAAAGCGUUUUAACUAUAAGUAUGUAAAAUAUCCAUUGAAACAAUAAUAACGCUAUUGUAAAAUACAAAACUAUAAAUCGUGUAGGGCUAUAUAAAAAACAAAAUAAAUAUAAAACAUUAAAAUCGCAGGGGCAGACAAAUCCUCGUCAGCUGCCUCGAGGUCGUCUCCAUGGGAACCAAUUUGAAAAACACUACAAAUAACUCAGACAGAAAGGAAGAAUUAUUGCGUGAGCUGAGUUGUAAUUGGAAAACUCUUUAAACGGCUUGUGGUCAGAAAGGAAAAUAAACGUUUUUGUAUUGAUUUAAGCACAUUUUGAAGGCUGAAACAGCUGCGAGUAAAUUUAUCUGGGAUGUCGGCCACCAUCAACCCACUAGCAAAUCCUAAAGGAGUGAAGAAGCUGUGCGAACUUUGCCAGAAACCUGCAAAACUUCAAUGCACAAAAUGCUUGGUCACAUUUUACUGUAACUCUGACCACCAGCAGACUGACUGGACCAGUGUUCAUGAUAAAAUCUGUCCGUUGCUGGUAUCUAUCCACGCACCUGCACCAUUCAGCACACUGCAGUCUGACCGAGAGCACCACCACAAAGAAACACUGAAGAAACAGAAACAUCUAGUAGAAAUUGCUCAUUUAGAGGCACAGAGGUGGGUGUCCAAGAAGAGGUUCCAGGAUGUGUUACCGGCCGCUCUCCUAUUCCUGCGCUGGGCCAUGCGGGUGUAUGGAUCCUGUGCUGUUGAACUGGUACCAGCUUAUCUACUGCUCGCACAGGCUAAUAUAGGUUUGGGUUCUUUCUCCCAGGCACAUGAGUAUCUGUCUAAGGCCGAGUGGACAGUAAUGAAAACACCAGGCUGCAGUCACACUGUCCUUCAUCAGUUACACAGAACCCUGGGCCGCCUGCAUGCUGCCACGGGAAAAUACGCAUCUGCUCUCACUCAAUUUGCAAAUGACGUGUACUAUGCCAGUGAGAUGUUUGGUUUGGACAGUACUGUGAUGUCUGGAGGAUAUUUCCUUAUGGCUGAUGUGUUUCUGAAGCAAAACAAGCCUGACAUUGCCCAAUCGCUCUACACAGAGGUGGCAAAUUCAUGGCACACUCACUUGUGUAAGCUGAUGGAUGGUAUCAGUCAGAGCAGCACUCAACCAGAGGAGUGUUUUGAUGAGGCCCAGUGUGUGGAGGCUGAUCAGAUGUUGAGAUGUAUCUUAGAGUUUGAGGAACAGUGUGUGAAGCCUCGCCCUGCCCAGUCAGCCAUGUUGGCUCAUUCUCUGGCUAUGCUGUGGUUACUGUGCAACAACUACACAAAGGCUUUGGAGUAUGGGAAGAAGGCUGAGGUGUUGAUCCAGGGGUUAAGUGAGCAAAACACACUGAGAGAGUCAAUCCAUAAUCUACUACAACAUGCUGAAAAAUACUUGGAAUGAGACUGGCCACUAACCUACACAGCAAAAACAAAAAAAUCAAAAAGGACCACAACAUACAGCACAACAACAGUGUCUUUACAUCUUUAUCGAUGGAUAUUGGGAGAUACUGAUGUAUAAUUAAAGGGAUCCCCGGGUAUUAAGACAUGUAUAGCUUAAUAUAAAAUAAAUGAUGUCUCUUAUUUAAAUAUGAAAAUGUAUAUUAUGUAAAAAAAAAAAUCGACAUCGUUUUUGGACUAUGGGGGGGCGCCAUUAUUUUAUGUGCACAGUACAUUCUGUGUCGAUGAUGUCAAAUUGUUGCACUCAGUGAGCUACUGGCGCUUUUUACCGCAACACAACUCAGAAAGUAAAAUACUGAUACAAUACCACAUUGUGUGGCUUUUGGUUGCAAUUUUCAGUCGAAGGGCAACAAGAGAAGCGAUGUAAGACUUCACUGCUUUCCUAGCGAUAAGAAGAGGAGAAAAGAAUGGGAAGAUGCCUGUGGACGAAUAAAACUUCCUAAAGACCCGCUUCUUUUUUCUCUCCGCUUUAGCCCUGAUGCCUUUGAGUCUUUUAGUAGACCACAGCUACUGAAAGAGCUUACAAACGGCUGAGACAAGAAACGCUAGAUGCCAUUUGUUGGGAUGUAAACAUGCCGACGCUAGAGGAGUUUCUCAGCGCAGAUUUCCCUCGAGAUCCGGGGCGUUUACACUCCUUGUGGGGAAAAAUCCAUGGUACAGCAUUUGGUUUAAACCUAUACUUAUAUCCAUCACCACCUGUAAGCUCUUUCAGUAGCUGUGGUCAUCAUAUCAGUAUUUUAUUUUCAGAGUUGUGUUGUGGUAAAAAAAAUAGCUCACCAAGUGCAACAAUUUUACAUCAGAAUAAUGGUGCAAAACAUGUAUAAAACGAUGUGAUAUUUUAAAAUAAAUCUUUAAUGGGUUUUCUACAACAUAUUUCAGAAAGAGACAUCAUUUUUGUUAUAUUAAUCCAUUCAAGUCGUAAUACCCAGGGAUCCCUUUAAGGUGAGGCCACAUUUGCGAAAUUUUGUGGGCAAAAAAGGUCCAUUGUCCAGCUCAAUAGUGAUGUUUGAAGCAAAGCUCACACUCAAAUGAACUUUAAAACCAAGCAGCUUUCUGUUAGUCAAUGCAGUGAAUUUAUGACCAACUCCACAAUCUGCAUGGGGAAAUCUUUUGCCAAACGAGUGGAUUUCUAUUAAAAUGACUGGAUUCAGCCUGUGAAAAUUUGCAGAACAACAGUAAAUGUGACCACACUUUUUAGUGAGGCAGACUACAGCAAAAAAUCAGUGAAAAAGGCCUGUCAACUGUGAUGUGAGAUAAAUAGACAAGCUGACACAGUUUCACGUUCUGGACAUUUUUAAAAUGUCUUUAUUGGUAUUAUUGGUAUUAUUACGUAAUAACACAUAACAUCAAUGUUAGCGUUCUAUCACUAGUAAUUUCUUGUUUUAAAUUAUACAACAUUGCUUGGUUUUUGGCAUUUAGGUUCCCACUUUAAAAAAAAAAAAAAAAAAGAGGCAAUGAAAUGAACACAUGGAGUCUCAAAACAUUUCCCUUUUCCAUACCAGAGAGCUAAGUGUUCAUUAGCAGCAACUGUUGUUUUUAGUCAUUUUUAGUUAUGUGACGCCAAGUUAAUUGCCAACUCGGAGGGAUAUAGUGGUACCUUAAUCAGAUUGAGCAUUACUUCAUAUUGACAAGUGGCAGAUCUGAUGAUGCAAUUGUAGCUCUCAGUUCAGAAGCGAGUUUUUGAACUGCUGUCAUGGGAGUUUGAUCUCUCCAUUCUGAAUUUGCAUUUUAUUAAGUGUUACGAUUUGGAGUCACACAGGUUUGAUACUUAACAUAAGGGGAGAAAAGACUUCCUGUUGUAUCCUAGGAAGUGGAGGCAGAGCUUGUAAGAGUUUGACAACCAUAUGGUGCGUUAUCGCAAACACCGAAAAGUGUCAAGAGUUUACAGGGACACUUGUUCUUGUGUGGGAAGAGGUGGAGGGUGCAAGUCUCUGGUUGCAUGGAAUGAUGGAACACAUCACACACAAGACGGCAAAUCACAACGCUUGAGAGGGGGCGGUGAGAAGAGUGCGUGUGCGUCUCAGGUGGUCAACGGCUGUUCAGUCAAACUCAUACCAAAACCCUUCGUCACACUUCAAUCUUUCCCAAGCAAGAUUAAAUCGCAUAUAAACCAGUUUUUCCUUUUUCUCAAAAGAAAUUAUAAAUUAGGAAAACAAAAGACAACAGAACACUAAAUAUUAUAAAACAAACAAGAAAAGAGUGCAUGUAACCAUCAGGUCUCACAGCAUCUGUUUCUUAAUAUUUUAUAACGCUUUGUCCUUUUGUUUAUUGAUACACAUAGGCAGGCCUGUCUAGCAUGAAUGUGUCACAUGUUUCCAAGGAGAGGAAUUUGAUCAAGGCUGCUUCCCUGAGUUGACUCUAAAUUUCAAAUCUAUAUUGCAUCUUAAUGUAAACGACUUUUCAUCUAAAGUCCAGACUCACAUUUAAUUGAUCUAAACUCUAUGACGUCUAACAUUGUAAACCAUUCUGAGCUGGUUUGGAUUGUGAGCUUGGUCCACUUUAGGUUUGCUGUAUGGAAUCUUUAAGACUCAAUGUGAAUUUCAUUACAUUCAAAUGUGCUGAAAUUAAGAAUUUGUGGAUUUUGAGACACGUCCAGAUAGAAAAAAGGACGUGAAGAGAGUUGCUUAAGUUUAAAUAGAAGAAUUAGACUCGUGAGAAAUGUGUGGUGUACAGAUAUAACUCCGAGUACAACAAAUACAUGUAAAUUUAGCGCAAAUCAAUACAAUUCCUGUUUUUCUUUCAGGUUAUCAUUGGCUUUUAGACCACUGGGCUGAAUUAAGAGCAGUUGUAGCACCCAUUUGAGUUGACACUUCAGUUUUAUUGUUGCAGUACAAACAAAUCGUUGAAGACAAAUAGCUUAUUCAUCGUCAGCGCUUAGUGUUGGCAAAUCGUUCAGCCCUUGUGGUAAAAACAUUAGUAGUUAAAAGUCUACUUGCUCUAUUUCUAUGCAACUCACUGUUCAGUCUCUAAUAUGUGGGAAAUUGCUUUUGGGGUGGCAGACAUGCAGAUCGGCAUGUGGUCAUUAGCAGAUUUGCGUAGUAGACAUUGGAAAAAGAAGCUCAGCAAGUUUUUCCGUUCACAAUAACUUCCAUACUAUUGAUCCGUAAACAGAGCGCUUUAACCAGUUCAAAAUGGUGGAUUUCUAAAAUGGCCGCCUCAUUCACAGAAUUACCAGACAGAAGAUGCCUGUGAGAAUCAAGUUCCUAUGGGCCGAAUCCUCACUUACACAUUAAGGAAGGUAAUUCAAAACGGGUCCCACAUCAGUCAUUCAAUUUUACCGACACCGGCAAAGCAAAUGAAACCUUUACGCUUGUCUGAUCAGCAGUAAUUCAUUUACUACAGGCAGCCACUGCAACAGACUAAAAGAACUCAUACUCAUUCAUGCUUUUUAAAAGAGUUGGGAUGGAUGAGAAUAUUCACAGCUUUCCAGUUUUUGUUCUUGCUGUCCCUCUAGGUGUCUGUCUGUGUGGGCUUUUUGAGGGCAGGGAGGUAUGUGCCUUUGUAUCCCGGUGGGCAGUUGAAAUUUGGGUCCAUUCCUUUUCCUCUUUCUCGCCUCACGCAUGCAAUGCAUUAUACCUUCAGCCAGACUUUACCACAAGGUUUGUAACAGACAAAAUUCAUUCGUUCUCUCUAUAAUACAGACUUUAGUAUGUCCUUAAGUGUAUGUCAGUAUGUGUGUACCCUAACCCACAGUAUGUACAUCAGAAUCCAGUUGAUGGUAGCUGAAAGGUUACAUUUGGGAAUCAUGUCCCGGUAAAACCACUCUACAGUGCAUGCACCCUCAAAUUACAGUGGCAAACGCAUAUUCAGCUGGUGCACUACAGCCAGGCUGGCGCGUACACUAUCUAGUGCACUGCCAACUGCACU